Messenger RNA from Lolium perenne, 2361 nucleotides. RefSeq lists its product as uncharacterized. NCBI's taxonomy places the organism in Eukaryota, Viridiplantae, Streptophyta, Magnoliopsida, Poales, Poaceae. The record is from RefSeq and is a predicted model, not a curated record. Gene Ontology annotation, molecular function: protein dimerization activity.
AUGUCGCACAGGAGCUAUAAGCCCACGCUGCACAAUGAAGACGACGUUCAGGUUAAUGCGGAUAGUGACAAUGUGACUGAUCAUCAUGAUAAAUCUGCUAGUGUUGAUGAUGAACCAGUUCCAGUUAGUGUGGAUAUUUAUGACCCAGCAAAUUGGGCUACUCUUGGUGUUGGUAACAAAGAAAGGGACAUGUUAGUGAAGAAGGGUCCUAUCAGAGAAGAGGAUAUAACUUUUCGUUCAGAUGCUAAGAAGAGACAUUUUUCAUAUUCGCAUUAUACUAGACAGAUGAGCAAUGGAGAGGUACGUGAUCGAAAAUGGCUAGUUUAUUCAAGAAGUGUUGACAAAGUGUUCUGCUUUUCAUGUAAGUUGUUUAAUCCUAUCAACUGCAAGAGUUCUUUGGCGCAUGAUGGGUUUUGUGAUUGGAAACAUAUCACCGACAGACUCAAAGAACAUGAAGUUAGUGCUGAUCAUAUGACAAGCAUGAUCUCUUGGAACGAAUUGAGAAGUAGACUAAGCAAACAUGAAACGAUUGACAAGGAGUUGCAGCAUGAGAUCACAAAAGAGAAGGAGCGCUUGAGGCAAGUUUUACUAAGAAUAGUUGCUAUUGUGAAAUUUCUUGGUAAACGCAGUUUGUCAUUCAGAGGAUCCAGUGAGAAACUUUAUGAUGAUCAUAAUGGUAAUUUCUUAGCUUGUGUAGAAAUGAUUGCAGAAUUUGAUAUGGUAAUGCAAGACCACAUUAGACGGAUUCAAAGCAAAGAGAUUCAUUAUCAUUAUCUUAGUCAUAAAAUUCAGAAUGAGUUGAUUUCUCUUAUGGCUUCAAGCAUUACAAGCACCAUUCUAAAGGUAGUUAAGAUGGCCAAAUAUUUCUCGGUCAUUCUUGAUUGUACCCCAGAUGUGAGUCACCAGGAGCAAAUGAGUUUGUUGGUCCGAUGUGUUAAUACGUCUGAUGCGCAGGUAAAAAUCGAGGAGUACUUUCUUGGUUUCUUGGUAGUGAAUGACACAUCCGGUGAAGGGCUUUUCAAUGUACUGGUUGAAUCCAUCAAGUCAUAUGGUCUUCUUAUUGAUGAUAUUAGGGGUCAAGGUUAUGAUAAUGGCUCUAAUAUGAAAGGAAAGAACAAAGGAGUGCAGAAUAGUUUGAUCAAGGUAAAUCCAAGAGCUUUGUAUAUGCCGUGUGCUUGCCACAGUCUUAAUCUUACUCUUUGUGAUAUGGCUAAAUCUUGUGGUAAGGCUGUUUCUUUCUUUGGUAUCGUGCAACGGAUCUAUGUUUUAUUUUCUGGGUCUACCAAAAGAUGGAAAGUGUUGCUUGACCACGUGGAAGGUUUAACUGUAAAGUCUUUGUCUAAUACCCGUUGGGAGAGUCGGAUCAAAAGUGUCAGCGCAAUAAGAUUUCAAGCUCCUCAGUUAAGGUCUGCUCUUCUUUCGUUAAGUGAAGAUGUUGAUACUGAACCCAAGGAUAGGAGUGAUGCAAAUAAUUUAUUUAAAGUUCUUGGUAGCUUUGAAUUUAUAUUUGGUAUGGUUAUUUGGCAUGAUAUAUUAUUUGCAGUAAACACAGUCAGCAAGAAGUUGCAAUCAGCAUCCAUGUGCAUUGAUUCUACAAUUCAACAAAUAGAAGGUAUGCGCACUCACUUUGAGACAUAUAGAAAUAAAGGAUUUGAUGUUGCUUUGAAGACUGCCAAGGAUAUUGCAUCUGGGAUGGGUGUAGAGCAAUCAUUCCGUGUAAAGCGUCAUGCUUCGAGGAAAAAGCAAUUUGAUGAAACUGAAUGCGAGGAAGCAAUCUUUCAAGCCGAGGAGGAUUUUAAAGUUAACUAUUUUUUGGUUAUGGUCGAUAUGGCGACCACAUCUUUACAGCGCAGAUUUGAAGAACUCCAGUCAUUUAAAAGUAUAUUUGGGUUUUUAAUGAGUUCCAAAUCCUUGAAGGCAUUGGAUGGUCCUCAACUGCAAGAACAGUGCACAAAAUUUGCAAAAACUUUUACUCAGCCGGGCAAAUCUGGUAAACCUGAUACAUGUGAUGUUGAGUUGAAUGCACUUAUUUCCGAGUUAAGUGUUAUGAAGUUCACUUUGCCAGAUACUGAUACACCAAUGUCUGCUAUGGAGAUUUUCGAGUUUGUCAGAGAAGCGGAUUGUUAUCCUAAUAUUUCUAUCGCUUAUCGGCUCUUAUUUACUAUGCCCUUGACUGUUGCAUCAGCUGAAAGAAGCUUUUCAAAGUUGAAAUUAUUGAAGAACUAUUUGAGAUCUGUAAUGUCUCAAGAGAGGUUAAAUGGUUUGGCAACUCUAUGCAUCGAGAAGAAGUUAGUGGACGAGAUUGAUAUUGACUCCAUCGUCAGUGACUUUGCUUCUAGGAAUUGGCGCAGAAAAUUUUAA